UAGCUUCUUGGUCAACUACUCAAACACAAUUAAGGAUUAAAUCGAUCGCUAAUAUAAUGAAGAAAAGAAAAGAAAGAGAACAGGAGUACAACCAAUUAAACAAGCCAUCCAUGGAGCCAUUGUACAUUUUAAUUAAGAAGACUCAACGACUUCUCCUCUCCACUCAGAAAAGAAAGCAGAACUCCACUCUUAUCUCAAUCAUUUUUUCCCUAUCAAACGCUCCUCCCCUCACUCAAAAAUAAAAUGGCAGAAGCUUUUGCAGCCGAUAUUGCAAAAUCCCUUUUAGGGAAGUUAGGCUCUUUCGCUGUUCAAGAACUUCGUUUGGCAUGGGGACUUGAAGAUGACCUUGCACGUCUUGAAGAGAGAUUGAAAGCCAUCAACGUGGUGCUGUCCGAUGCUGAGAAGCAACAAUCAAAGAAUGACAGGAUUCGGCUCUGGCUCCAUAUGCUCAGAGAAGUCUUGUAUGAUGCAGAGGACGUGCUGGACGAAAUCGAGUGCGAAACUUUGCGAAGAGAGGUGGUGAAAACAACAGGGAGCACCAGCAGAAAGACUCAACGACUUCUCCUCUCCACUCAGAAAGCGGAACUCCACUCUUAUCUCAAUCAUUUUUCCUAUCAAACACUUCCCCCCUCACUCAAUAAGAAAAUGGCAGAAGCUUUUGCAGCCGAGAUUGCAAAAUCCCUUUUAGGGAAGUUAGGCUCUUUUGCUGUUCAAGAAUUUCGUUUGGCAUGGGGCUUUCAAGAUGACCUUGCACGUCUUGAAGAGAGAUUGAAAGCCAUCAACGCGGUGCUGUCCGAUGCUGAGAAGCAACAAUCCAAGAAUGAGAGGAUUCGGCUCUGGCUCCAAAUGCUCAGAGAAGUCUUGUAUGAUGCAGAGGACGUGCUGGACGAAAUCGAGUGCGAAACUUUGCAAAGGCAGGUGGUGAAAACUAAAGGGAGCACCAGCAGAAAGGUACAACACUUCUUUACGAGUUCUAAUAUGAAUGCAUUCCGUUUAAGAAUGGGUCAUAAUAUAAAGAAGAUCAUAGAAAGACUAGCUGAGAUUUCAGCUCUUAAGUCUGACUUCAACCUCAGCGAGCAGGCUAUUGAUUGUAGUCAUGUCUUGCAUGAGGAAACAAAGAUGAACCGAUCCUUUGAUAGCUUUUCCGGUCUUAUCGGAAGAGAUGAAGACAAAGAACGCAUCAUCAACCUUUUAAUUGCACCUUUUAAGGUUGGUGAUGCACAUCCCCUUGUCCUUCCGAUAGUAGGAAUGGGAGGCUUGGGGAAGACAUCUCUUGCCAAAUCGGUGUGUGAUGAUGAAAAUGUAAAAAGUCAUUUUGAACUGAUUAUAAAGGCAUGUGUUUCAGAUGAUUUUUCCUUGAAACAAGUGAUACAGAAGAUUAUUAAAUCUGCAACUGGGGAAAGAUGUGCGGAUUUGGAUGAGGGUGAACUUGAAAAAAAACUUGAAGCAAUUCUGAAUGGUAGGAAAUACUUGCUUCUUUUGGAUGAUGUAUGGAAUGAAGAUGCUCAAAAAUGGUUGUUGUUGAAGCCUUUGUUAUCAAAGGGUGCUGGAGGAAGUAAGAUUAUAGUAACUACCCGUAGUCAACGUGUUGCAGAGAUUAUGGGUACUGUUACUGCGUACAACCCAAGUCUUCUUGGUCAAGAGGACUUAUUGUUCAGUUUUUCCAAAAGAUUACCUAUUCUCGGAUCUCCUUUUGGUGCAAUUUUGGAUGGCACAAGGGCUCAUUCUUCAAUCGUCAAAUCCAAAUGAGAACUUGGAAGAAGUUGGCUUGCGUUAUGUGCGCGAGUUGAUCUCAAGAUGUUUCUUCCAAGAUUAUUUGGAUAGUAUUGUUAUAGAUACCUUUAAAAUGCAUGAUUUAAUCCAUGAUCUUGCAUCAUCAUUGGCUCCAAAUGAGUUUUCAAUCAUAAGCACCCGAAACCACCAAAUUUCCAAAACGACCCGUCAUUUGUCAGUAUUUGACUCUCAUUCAUUUUUUCAUCAAACUCUCCCCAAGUUCCCAAACAACUUACAUCAUGUGCGGUCAAUAGUCUUUGCAGAUAGUGUAGUGGGGCCUACAUUCAAAACAGACAUUAGAGGCCUGGAAGCUCUUGAGCCUUUCUAGUUCGAGAGAUUGAGCUUUUUUUUCAAUUUUUUUUAUUAUAAUUGUAUUUUUUUUGUUGCUUAUUUAUUUUUUAAAUUUCAUUACUUAAUAUUUAAUUGAUUAUUAAUUAUAUAAUGUAAUUUAUUUUGGUU
This is a messenger RNA of Populus nigra (black poplar), 2232 nucleotides long. Its product is annotated as disease resistance protein RGA2-like. The coding region runs from base 244 to 1749 and encodes 501 amino acids. The transcript has 2 exons. Gene Ontology annotation, biological process: defense response to fungus. The record is from RefSeq and is a predicted model, not a curated record. Gene Ontology annotation, molecular function: ADP binding. NCBI's taxonomy places the organism in Eukaryota, Viridiplantae, Streptophyta, Magnoliopsida, Malpighiales, Salicaceae.